AUGUUGGUGCCGUUGUGCCACGCCCGUGGUGUCCAAGGGGAGUACCAUCAGCUUUGGGAUUAUGCAUGGCUUGCUCUGGAGCCAUCACACCCUCCAUCCAUCAAGGACAUGAACCAUUUCAGUGUCUUUCCAAAGAGUCCGAUCCUUCGGGCGUGUAGACAGCAAUCCAUGGAUUGUUGGGUAAUGUCAAAAGAAAAUUAA
Messenger RNA from Nezara viridula (southern green stink bug), 201 nucleotides. Lineage: Eukaryota; Metazoa; Arthropoda; Insecta; Hemiptera; Pentatomidae. The record is from the annotation of a GenBank genome assembly.